GACUCACUAACUCAGAGCCCAGAUUUUCUCAUCUUUGGAGAGCAGUGAUCACAGCUAUUGUGCAGGUUUUGUUGGCAGAGUGUUCUGGGCCUACCUGGAGUGAAAACGCAAUAUGGCAUCUUCCAUGAGGAGCUUGUUGUCGGAUCACGGCAGAUAUGCUGAAUCUUUUCGGAGGUUUCUCAACAAUUCCACGGAGCACCAGUGCAUGCAGGAAUUUAUGGAUAAGCAGCUGCCGGGCAUAAUAGCAAGGAUUGGAGGUACAAAAUCAGAAAUUAAGAUUCUGAGCCUAGGUGGAGGUGCAGGUGAAAUGGAUCUUCAAAUUCUCUCCAAAGUCAAGGCUCAAUACCCAGGAGCUCAUAUCAUCAACGAAGUUGUUGAGCCCAACGCUGAACAGAUCACCAAAUACAAAGAGCUUGUAGCCAAGACUUCAAAUCUUGAGAACAUAAAGUUUGCUUGGCAUGAGGAGACAUCAAAUGAAUUUCAAAACAGAAUGAUGGAGAAAAAGGAGACUCAAAAGUGGGACUUUAUUCAUAUGAUUCAGAUGCUGUAUUAUGUAAAAGAUAUCCCAGCUACUCUGAAAUUCUUCCAUGGUCUUUUAGCUACCAACGCUAAGAUUCUGAUUAUUCUUACAUCAGGAAACAGCGGCUGGGGCAAGCUGUGGGGCAAGUACGGAUCCCGCCUGCCCCAGAAUGACCUCUGCCUGUAUGUCACAUCCUCUCAUCUCACUCAGAUGCUGGACAGCCUGGGGAUUAAGUAUGAGUGUUAUGAUCUUCUGUCCACCAUGGACAUAACUGACUGUUUUACUGAGGGUAAUGAAAAUGGAAAUUUGCUUUGGGAUUUUUUGACAGAAACCUGCAACUUUACUACAACAGCACCACCGGAUCUCAGAGCAGAAAUUAUGAAAGAUCUACAGAAGCCUGAAUUUAGUGUUAAGAAAGAUGGGAAGGUUCUCUUUAAUAAUAACCUGAGCUUCAUGGUGAUUGAGGCAUAACUAUCACUCAUGAGAAUGUUUUCAAAUUUGACAUUUUGGAUAACUGUCAAUCAUUUAUAUCCAUAUUAAAAUUAUAAUUACAUUUCAUAGAUAAAGCAUUAUCUACUAUAAAAGAAAUCUAGGAAAUUCUAAGACAUUUAUGGACUUCUAAGAAGAAACACUUGGAAUACUUCUAGUCUUUUCUGUCUCUGAGACACUAG
Molecule: messenger RNA, 1191 nt
Organism: Octodon degus (degu)
Lineage: Eukaryota; Metazoa; Chordata; Mammalia; Rodentia; Octodontidae
Gene: Hnmt
Product: histamine N-methyltransferase
Exons: 7
Coding region: 113-991 (292 amino acids)
Molecular function (GO): N-methyltransferase activity
Source: RefSeq, a predicted model, not a curated record